Messenger RNA from Solanum dulcamara, 1373 nucleotides. Its product is annotated as probable long-chain-alcohol O-fatty-acyltransferase 5. The record is from RefSeq and is a predicted model, not a curated record. Gene Ontology annotation, biological process: lipid metabolic process. Bases 101 to 1141 code for a protein of 346 amino acids. Lineage: Eukaryota; Viridiplantae; Streptophyta; Magnoliopsida; Solanales; Solanaceae. The transcript has a single exon.
CACUUCUGAGUACUAUAGCUUGGUAGGUAAAACUAGAUCAAUUUGAAUUCAUCUUAUCAAAAGAGAGAGAAAAAUCCAAGAACAACCAAAGGCCAAGAAAAUGUCACCAACUCAUGUUUGUCUCUCUAUAAUCCUCUCUCUUUGUUACUGCUAUUUCUUAUCAUCCAAAAUCCCAAAAGGUAUUCCAAGGUUAAUUUCUCUUCUCCCCAUUUUUUACCUCUUCACAAUUCUCCCACUUUACUUUUCUUCUCCAUUUCUUAUAUCACUCACUGCUUUCUUCAUUACUUGGCUUGCCAAUUUCAAACUCCUCCUUUUUGCUUUUAAUCAAGGUCCUCUUUCUUCCUUCACCCAAAAAAAUGCAACAAAUCUUCCUAUUUUCAUUUUUAUGGCUGCCCUUCCUCUUAGAUCCAAACAAAAUAGUCCUAUGAAAAACCCCACCAAGAAAAUCCCUUUAAAUCUAGCUUUAGAAUUUGUCCUCUUUGCAAUUUUCUUGGAGUUGACUUUUCAUCACAAAAGUCAAAUCCACCCAAAAUUAGUCUUGAUUUGUUAUUGUUUCUUGGUUUUUCUUGUGAUUGAUAUUCUUGUUGCAUUAUCUAGCAAUAUUGUUAAAAUAAUCUUGGUGGGGUUUGAGCUAGAAUUAGAGCCACCAUCAAAUGAACCUUAUUUAUCAACCUCCCUCCAAGAUUUUUGGGGAAAUAGAUGGAACCUCACCGUAACAAAUACGCUGCGUCACACAGUUUAUUAUCCAGUGAAGUCAGCAUUAUCGGAAGUUGUCGGUAAAACGUGGGCCCUACGUAUUGCCGUGCUGGCAACUUUUGUCGUUUCUGGUUUAAUGCAUGAGCUUUUGUUUUAUUACGUUAAUGGUGUGAGGCCUUCGUGGGAAAUGACGGGCUUUUUUGUGUUACAUGGGCUUUGUGUGAUGGUGGAGAUUGGAGUUAAGAGGGCUUUGAAGGACACGUGGCGGUUGCCGAGGUUUGUUUCGGGCCCAUUAACGGUUGGGUUUGUGGUGGUUACUGCAUUUGGGCUUUUUUUCCCACCAAUAAUUAGGCAUGGUGCUGAUGAAAGGGUACUUGAAGAAGUUGGGUUUUGCUUUGAGUUCCUCAAAGAUAAAAUGCUUCAAUUUGUUGGUUAUUUUAGAUAAAAUUUUCUUAUUGUGGCUACUACUAGAAAUGCUGAUUUGUGCAUUUUGGAUAAUUGUACUUUUCACUUUAGGUAUUUGAUAUAUUAUUAUUGUUAUAUAUAACUUUUAUGAGAAUUGAAGUGAAAAAUUGAAUGCCGUCGUUUACUAGACACGGCGAACACAUUGUGCAUUUCUAGUGUUUUGCUCGUGGAGAGAGGAAUACGGCAAAGUGGGUUCGUCUCACUUAUGCUCA